GGAGCUACUGGUUGGGGUUUUAUUGGUGAGAUUUCUUCUCAGAGACUACGACCUUACACAGCUGGCUUCGCUGCUGCUGCCACCUGCGUUAUUGGCAUUGUUUUUGGUGUCCUGAUUCCUUAUAUGAUCAACGCCCAUCAGUGGAACUGGGGUCUCAAGACCAGCUGGUUCUUCGCCGGUCUAGGAGCGCCAUUUACCUUGGCCAUGUGGUUCCUGAUCCCUGAGACAUCUGGUCCAACUGCCGCCGAACUCGACGAGCUUUUCGAGCGAAAGAUCAAGCCGUAUAGGUUCCACAAGACCAUUACUACCACUCAGCGCAUUGUUCGGGUUAACAAGGGUGAAUAA
This is a messenger RNA of Fusarium oxysporum Fo47, 345 nucleotides long. RefSeq lists its product as uncharacterized. Gene Ontology annotation, molecular function: carbohydrate:proton symporter activity. The transcript is spliced from 2 exons. The annotation marks the transcript as partial. The record is from RefSeq and is a predicted model, not a curated record. Gene Ontology annotation, biological process: transmembrane transport; carbohydrate transport. Lineage: Eukaryota; Fungi; Ascomycota; Sordariomycetes; Hypocreales; Nectriaceae. Gene Ontology annotation, cellular component: membrane.